AAGCGGAAGGAAGGAGCGACUUACGGCGAAAUAAAGCGGUAGAAGAUAAACGCGGGGAGCUGAUGACAUGCCGUAUUUAAACAUAGACGUAAUCAUAGCUACGUCUUUAUAUAGACAUUAAUGUCGAUAUGAAACUAUACGGAAUGUUCCGUUGAAGUCGAGGAAAUAGAAGAAUAACUUGGCUCGUGACGUGCGUUGUAUUAUAGUGACACUUCAGACGGCAGCUGCACGUGCUCGUUAUCUCUUCAUAAAGGACCUAUAAAUCCAUAAAACAUCGUCGACAUCUUCUGUUUAUUCCUGUUUCCUCUUUUACCUCGACGUUUUCUGGUGGCCAGAUGGAGAAACAGCCCUUGCCUACUGAUAAUGACAGGACGGGGACCACUGACAUGGAGCCCAAUGGUUAUGCCGUUGAGGAAAAUCAACAAGACUCCUCUGAGCCUCCUGCCCGAGCAGGAUGGAACAGUAAACUAGAGUACUUUUUGGCACAAGUAGGAUUCAGUGUUGGACUCGGCAACGUCUGGAGGUUUCCCUAUUUGUGCCAUCAGAAUGGAGGAGGUGCCUUUCUCCUCCUGUACGUGCUGCUAAUGCUGGUUGUGGGUAUUCCUCUGUUCUUCCUGGAGCUGGCGGCUGGUCAGGCCAUUCGACAGGGUAGCAUUGGGGUGUGGAAGUACAUCUCCCCAAGGCUAGCAGGGAUUGGCUACUCCAGCUGUGUGGUAUGUUUCUUUGUGGCUCUUUACUACAAUGUAAUCCUGGCAUGGAGUCUGUUCUACCUUGGGAACUCGUUUCAGCAACCUUUACCUUGGGAAGAGUGUCCACAAGAAGGAAAUGUAACUGAAUGUGAAAAGAGCUCCCCCACGUCAUAUUUCUGGUACCGUGAAGCUCUGGAUAUCACAGACUCAAUUGAUGAGACGGGCUCGUUUAAUCCUUACAUUGUCUGCUGUCUGCUGGCCGCCUGGACCAUUGUGUGCCUGGGAAUGUUUAAGGGGAUCAAAUCUUCUGUGAAGGUGAUGUAUUUCUCCUCCAUCUUCCCGUACAUAGUCUUGUUCUGCUUCCUCAUCCGAGGACUCAUGCUGGAUGGGGCCAUGGAAGGAAUCACAUACAUGUUCUACCCAAAGCUCGAAAUCUGGAAAGACAUACAGGUUUGGCGGCAGGCUGCCACGCAGGUCUUCUUUGCUCUGGGCCUUGGUUUUGGCUCCAUAAUUGCCUACUCAUCCUACAAUCCCAAAAACAAUAACUGCCACCGUGACGCUUACACUGUCUCCUUCAUAAACUUCCUUACGUCUGUUCUUGCCACACUGGUCGUGUUUGCUGUGCUCGGCUUCCGUGCCAAAAACAAAGUCAUGGAAUGUAUUGUCAGUAAUUUGAACCAGUUAUCGGAGCAGUUUAACAGCGGUUAUGUUGAGAAAAGCCUGAUGCCAGUCUUCAACAUCUCUGACCCGAAGUCUGUGAACACACAACACUACUCAUCCUGGUUUCAACAGCACGGAAGCAAAAUACCAGGCAACCUAACAGCCUGCAGCCUGGAGACAGAGAUGCAGAAGGGUGUGGAGGGCACAGGCUUGGCCUUUAUUGCGUUUACAGAGGCCAUGACUCUUCUGCCCGGCAGCCCUUUCUGGUCAGCGCUCUUUUUCCUGAUGCUGCUCAACUUGGGCCUCAGUACCAUGUUUGGCACUAUGGAGGGUAUCCUGGCCCCCCUAAAGGACCGCUUCAAAACUCUGGCCAACAACAAGACCAAACUCACCGUGUUCAGCUGCAUCAUUGGCUUUGUGAUCGGGUUACUCUUCACCCAGCGCUGUGGGAACUACUUUGUGACAAUGUUUGAUGAUUACUCUGCCACUCUACCCCUCAUCAUCGUGGUGGUUUUUGAGACGUUCAGUGUGUCGUGGCUCUAUGGAGCUGAUAGGUUCCUUGACGACAUUCAGGGAAUGCUGGGAUGGCGUCCACAUGUCAUUUACAAAUACCUCUGGAAAUACAUUUGCCUACUUGCUAUGCUGGGGCUGCUGUUAGCCACCAUUAUCCGCAUGGGUAUUAAACCCCCCACUUAUAAGGCGUGGAACCAAGAGAAGGCCUCUGAGGAGGACCUGGAGUACCCCGGCUGGGCUCUGGCUGUCCUGGCUUUACUCAUCAUAUUUGCCAUGAUGCCCGUCCCACUGGGCUUCAUCCACACUGUUCUACAGGACAGGACAAAACCACCAACCAGAGAUGCAGAGAACGGCCAGUACAGCAUCGUCAGCACCGAUGAUAAGUGUGAAACCCCCCUCACAGAACUGUCUGAGCUGGACCAAAUGAACGGGACCGCUGCUUUGUUUUCUUGAACACUGGACCUGUGACGUGAAACAUUGGUAUAUGGACCUGAACUACAAUCACAAGUCCAGCAGCCUUUUAAGCAACAUUUGAGUUUAUUUAAAUAUUUAUGAAAACAUUUCCACUUUUGUCAAAAUGUAUCCAGAGGAUACUCAUUUUCUUAAAACUGCCACUGCUCCAACAAGAACAUAUUUUAAGUGACAUUUUUAAUAUAAUAUGAGAAAAUAGAACAAACAUUUUAUGUUUAUAUGACUUAAAUCAUUUAGGGGUUGUCCCAGUGAGCAAAAACUUUUUUUUUUUUUUUUUUUUUUUUUUUUUUUAAGCCAUAGAUAUAAAUGAUGUUCCUGCAGUUAGGUGUGGUUCAGCAUUUUAACAAUAAAAGGGGCGUAAGUUCGACAGCUGCAGCCCAACAUCCUCCUGUCAACCAAAAACAAAGUGGACAUCACACAUCUAGAAAAUGAUUUGUGUUGCGUUCGUUUCAAUUAUAGUUUGAGUUCCAAGGAAGAAAUGGUGUCACUGCUACAUUUGUGUGUAAGACAGCGACACACACUUUGCACAUGGCGCAGAUGCGUGUGUAUUGUUUGAGUCAAGGUCUUUUGCUGUAUUUUCGUCUCUAAAGUACUGAUGUCAGCAGGUGAAGAAAAGAGAUGCUUAGAAAAUGACUUGCUGAGCUCAAAAGAACGUUUUUCACCAAGACUGUUACAACCAGGAGACGAGCUAAUGCGGUCGGACAGCUACAGUAUUUAUACUAUUGUCUCGUAUAAUCAUGUUUACAGAUUAAAAAACAUCCUGAAACGUGUGAUCAUAUGUGAGGGUGAAAGUUCCGUUCAUCAGUGUCAAAUCAUCAGACCUGAGACAGUGUAUUGAGUGUGUGGAAGUGUGUCAUGAGUCGGAUAAUCAUCAAAGUGCUCUAAGUGGCACCACGGUACAAAUACUGGAGAGAAACUUGUAAUGUAAGUAUGAAUAUAACACAAUGAACAAAUGUUAUGAGAAAUAUGUUGUUUUCUGUGGGAUUGUGUGUACUUUAUAAAUGGUAAAAGUCAUGUUUUUUAGGGUUUAGAAAGAAACCUGCUGCAUGUUUAAGGCAGAAUGAGUCGCACUAAGUACUGCUUUUCUACACAUUGAACUGCUGUUAUGAGAUAAUCUUUUACAUUUAUUCUAAAGUUUCUACAAUUUCUCUUGAAGCCACAUCAUGGUCAUGUGUAUGUUAUAUAUUUUCUGAAUAUAGAUGUUCAUUUUUACAUAGGAGAUUUAUUAAAAAGUGCCUUCACAGUGAGGCAGACUGAAUGAAACGUUAAUGCAUUCCAGUAUGUGUAUAGUUUUUGUUGUUAGUGUAUGUGGUGUGUAAACCUGUAUAAAAUGAAUUUUUGAGAAAAUGUAAUAUAAUGUCUUUGCUUUGUAAUAUAUUGUUGCCAUUUCUUAUUAAAGCUUUUCAGCAGUA
This is a messenger RNA of Sphaeramia orbicularis (orbiculate cardinalfish), 3745 nucleotides long. RefSeq names its product sodium-dependent neutral amino acid transporter B(0)AT2-like. The transcript has 12 exons. The coding region runs from base 336 to 2315 and encodes 659 amino acids. Gene Ontology annotation, biological process: nitrogen compound transport; sodium ion transmembrane transport; amino acid transport. The record is from RefSeq and is a predicted model, not a curated record. Gene Ontology annotation, cellular component: plasma membrane. Lineage: Eukaryota; Metazoa; Chordata; Actinopteri; Kurtiformes; Apogonidae.